Physeter macrocephalus (sperm whale) is the source of this 771-nucleotide messenger RNA. It is a transcript of the gene C4H1orf185, whose product is annotated as chromosome 4 C1orf185 homolog. The record is from RefSeq and is a predicted model, not a curated record. NCBI's taxonomy places the organism in Eukaryota, Metazoa, Chordata, Mammalia, Artiodactyla, Physeteridae.
AUGGCUUCACCUAAUGGUUUUUUUAACCACUUAACCUAUUUUCUGGCUGCUGGUGCUGUUACUUUGGGAAUUGGUUUCUUUGCUUUGGCAUCAGCUUUGUGGUUCCUGAUUUGCAAACGAAGAGAAAUAUUUCAAGAUUCCAAAUUUAAAACAAUUGAUGAGAGAUGCAGACAAAGACCAUCAAAGGCAAAGAUUAAAUCUCAUUCUCAGUGUGUUUUUAUUUCUCGAAAUUUUCAUACUGGAAAUUUCCAAUUACAGGAGGAGCAAAGAAAAAAGGAAACAGCACACAUAAAAGCAAUUAAAGAUUAUUCUAAAGAUGAAUUCUGCCUUGCAACAAAAAAGGUCAUUUGUGACCCCUCAGAGACUAGCUCGGCAACAAAUCCCAGCAGUGUUACCUUAAGCUUAUCAACGUUACCAUCUGAUUCUUAUUACAGCCAAAGUAUAGAAGUAGCUGAUGACUGGUUUUCUGAUGAUUCCCUAGUGAAAAAGAGCCCUCCAAUGCCUUUUCUCGGGGAGCCUGUAAUGGAGAAAGUAUUUUCAUACUUGUCAACCAUUCCAUUAGAAGAAUGUACUGGAAAUGUACUAAAUAUGACACUUUAUGAUGAUCAAAAAGGUGACAACAUUAAGGGAAUAUUUACACGAAGAAAUACAGAGGUUGAAAUACAAAACCUUCAACAUAAUAUUGAAUGACUUUUUUCUUUUGAAACUUUGUGUACACUGAAAUCAUGUAAAGUUAAAACUGAAUUACUAGCUUCUGAGUCUCUUAACAUG